This is a messenger RNA of Penicillium samsonianum, 2991 nucleotides long. RefSeq names its product La domain family. NCBI's taxonomy places the organism in Eukaryota, Fungi, Ascomycota, Eurotiomycetes, Eurotiales, Aspergillaceae. The transcript is spliced from 2 exons. Gene Ontology annotation, molecular function: RNA binding. Gene Ontology annotation, biological process: positive regulation of translation. The coding region runs from base 1 to 2991 and encodes 996 amino acids. Gene Ontology annotation, cellular component: cytoplasmic stress granule; cytosol. The record is from RefSeq and is a predicted model, not a curated record.
AUGUCUACGUUUUCGUACGCACAAGCUGCCAAGGGCGUCUCCGGCACACCGACCCCGUCCAAGACACCAUCAGAAUCCGAGAAGACUGACUCCAAACCGGAGGAGCAGACCAUCGCUGAGACUACAACGGAUGAAGCACCAGCCCCCACUGAGUCUGAGCCCAUCCAAAAAUCCGAGGUAGUCGCAGAGGAGACCAAGGAUGAUGAUUUCACCACUGUUACCAACAAGCAUGCCGCUAAGACAAAGGCCAUCAACUCUCGAACAUCAAGCCCGAGCGUCCGCACAGGCUCAAAGUCGCGCAAGUCAAAGGAGGAAGAUUCAAAUACCUCCAACGGCACCGCAGAUGCCACCGCUGAGAAGCUGGCUCCCAGUGAGGGACAGACCGAGAAGGCCGAAGGUGCCGCAGAGAAGUCCACUGAAAAAUCCGAGGAUUCCGAAAAAACCGCAUCACCACCCAAGGAGCUGAAGGCUGCUCCUCUCCCGUCAGUCAACAUCUGGCAACAGAGACGAGAGGCCCAGGAUGCCAAGGUCAAGGCCGUCCCCAAGGCCGCCUCAACUAGCAAGGCUGCCUCCACUAAGGCCGCCUCGACUGCUGAUGAGACCCAGCAAGACUCCAAGGCUGGUUCUAAGAAGAAGGGCGCCGAUGGUGCACAGGAAGGUGCCAAGGACCGCAAGAAGACCGAUGGAAAAGGACGCGAUGCCGGAUCAGUGCCCCCAGUAGAAGAUGCUACUGCAUGGCCCACUCCCCAAGUUGCGAUCGGUGAAGAGAAGAAGAAGUCCCACGAAAAGACUGAUAAGAGCCCCGUCAUCCGACCACAUGGAAAGGAAAAGUGGACUCCCGUUCCUUACGUCCCUACUGCUGUAUUCAACACCCCGCUCCCAUCUGCCGGUGGCCGUGGAGGUAGACGGGCCACUCGUGGUGGCCGGGACAGUGGCCGUGGAGCUCACGGUAAUGGAGCCGCUGCCACCGACAAGGCUGCCUCUGGACAGGCCGCCCAAGGCGCAAAGCAGACAUCUGGAGAUCGCGGACGCCACGAGUCUGGCACUGGACGUGCCGCUUCUCUUCCCGCGCAAUCGAGACGUUCCACAAGCACCGACGCCGUUGCCGCAGCUGAUGCACGCAAGGCUUCCCAGGCACCUGAGCGCGGCCGUGGAGCUCGCAACGGAGAGGAGAACAAGCAGGUGAAUGGUGGAGAGAACGCCCCCCGCCCUCAACGUGAGGGCAAGUCCUUUGGAAGAAACCAGGAUGCCCGCGCAGGUGACCGCAACCAGAAGGGUGGAAACCUGGCUGUUGACUCGCAGGCUGCUGCCCGCAGCAACGACCGUCGCCUCGAAGCCGGAUCCAAGUCUGCCGACCCCACCGGUUUCAACGAGUUCAACCGCGAACGUGGAGAGUUCCGAUCCGAGCGUGGAGGUCGUGGAUCUAACCGCGGCCGUGGUGGCGGUUACUCCAACUUCGGCGGCCAGAACGCCCAGUUCAAUGCGUCUAUGUCCAACAACUCAUUCGCUGCGCCCAAGUUUGGCUUCAACGACCGUCAGCGGUCACAGCAGCAUGGCCUCCCCAAUGGAUCGCAACAAGGAAACCGUAUGCCCCUCCGAUCGCCCUCUUUGCCCACUCCCGCAAACAUGUACGGUGUUGUUUAUCCUUUCCCAGGUGAUAUCAACACGAUGUAUGGCUACCCAGCUGUCAACUCCGCCCCGAUGAGUGCUGUUCCAUACCAGCAGCAAUACGUUGAGCCGUUCUCGCUCAUGAAUAUGCUCUCUAUGCAAUUGGAGUACUACUUCUCGGUUGACAACAUGUGCAAGGACAUGUUCCUUCGCAAACAGAUGGAUUCUCAAGGAUUUGUGCCUCUGAACGUCCUUGCCAGCUUCAAGCGUGUCAGGUCCCUCACUGAGGACUUUGAGCUCCUUCGUCACGUGGCUCGUCAGCUCCGCAGCGUAGAGUGCCAAACUGGUGAAGAUGGUGUAGACCGCCUGCGCCCCAGAGACAAGUGGCAGCAAUGGGUCCUCCCCGUGGACCAGCGUGAACCUGCCGCCCAGCAUGACGGUGCCGCCCCUGCUAGAAAGACUGAUGAGAACACCCCCGUUCACAGCCACUCCGAGAGUGUUAUCAACGGAUCCGCUCCUCAGUUCGUUCCCAACGGUGUCGCCCAUGAUGCGAAGACUUCACUUUCGUCUACCGCUCCAGAGUUCAUGCCCUCAUUGCUACCCACCGCAGUGAACGAAAUUGCCAAUGUAGGAUACCCCUGGAACCCCCCAACCUCCCCCGAUGAUUCGACAACGUCGUUAUUUUCGUCGUCUUCGUCUUUCCCCAUGGACUAUUCAUUUGUUGACCCUUCUUCCUCAGCGCGUGGACUAGAUUCGCAAGCCGAACCCCCCUCCCCCUCUGAUUUGGAACAGACGGUUGCCCCGACGAGCUUUGACGCAGAUUGCUUUCGAAACCAAAUCGGCGGUGCUGAUUGGUUGAUCAACAAGUCUUUUGCCGAAGCGCGUCAACUGGCGCCCAAGUCAAAUGGGAAAGGCCGUUCGUCCACAGAAACGUCAAUUUAUGUCCCAAAAACUUUCAAUAUGUCUCGCAAAGAAACUUUCGAUGGCCGUGGCCGACCGAUGGCAAGAAGGUAUAGCUUUGGAAUGAUCCAGCCCUACGAAUUCUGGUCAUUCAGCUUGACAAAAAAUUUCGAUUCGCAUUUGUACAAUGAAUUUAGGCGUUCAGCCCUUGAUGAUCUUUUGACUCGACACGUUGACAAUGGGUUCAACGAGCUCAUGGAGUUUUAUCGGAACUGUCUGCUUCACCGUCGCCUCAUCCCUGACCUCGUGAUGUACGACCUGGUCCAUCUUUCACAAGAUCAAACAUUGGACUACCAUACCCUCGUCUCUAAUACGAUCCAUGAAACCAUUGCCAGUGGAAAGAUGAAACUACACAACCGGGGGAAAAUCAGCAAAUAUUUCAAUACCCAAGCCGGCAAGACGGCGGGAGAAAAGUUAUCAUGA